CAAAAAUUGAAGUUAUUUAUUUGUUAUGUUGGUAUUACAUAACCUAUAUUUUUCAAUUAAAAUUGGUAUAAAAUUGGAUGUAAAAUGUUGAAAUAAGUGAUGUCUGCAUCAAAUAAUAAUGACGAAAACCUACAAAACCUCCUAUCUGAAGUCGAAUCCGCAAUAUCUAACAAUGACCUUGCCACCUUAAAACAUCUUUUUUCACACCCACUUGACUAUAAGACCCUCCAGGAUGAAAAUGGUAACAACCCUCUGCACUUAUCCAUAAUUCACGAAAAGUAUUAUUCCCAUCAUAGUACAACAAAUUUCCUACCAAAUCCUUAUUUCAGGAACGCAAUUUUUGAUUACUUGCUUGAUAAAUUCGACUUGGAGGCACAAAACCGAACGGGCCACACAGUCCUAUCCUUGUCUCUUCUUGACCACAGCGACGUUUUAAUAAAUGAGUACUUUGCACUGAAAUUGAUCAGAAAGGGGGCCAACAUUAAUGUGUUUUUUUGCGACAAUAACACAAUACUACACUUGGCACUCCAACGACACUAUUUCCAGGUCGCGCAAUUCGUUAUUGAGAAAGGGGCCGAUAUAAAUGCUCAGAACGACGCGGGGUGUACCCCCUUACACAUGCUUUUUCACGUGAAGACUGACCCUGAGGGCGUGAUUGAGGGAGUGGGGCUGAUGUUAUAUCACGGGGCCGAUGCGAGCAUCCGUGAUCACAAUGGGAAUAUCCCUUUUGAACUUGCGGUCAUUUAUGACCGUUACAUAAGAACCGCCCAAGAAAACCUUUUCUUUUAUACUUUUGACUCGAACUCAAGUUACGAAAUGUCUGAUGAAGUGUUGUGUGAGUUGUUGGAGUCGAAAUCGCCGUUGUUUUUCCAAAUUGUUGAUUACGUGUCCGAAGUUGUUUUUGUCUCAGGUGUGACUUUCUCGCCGUUUCUUUUAUUUCGGAUUGAUCCGAAUUUUCUUAAAGUUGUAAUAGAGAAGUUUGACUAUGUUGUCAAAAAAAUCCUUGCAUGUCCGCCUGACUAUGUCACUUGGUUUCGUUUCAGGAUUGAGUCGUUGCAAAAUUGGGAAAUUCUACUCGGGAGUCACUUGGCGUCAGACACUGUUGAAUUUAUUGGCAGGUUUAGUAUUAGUUGGUUAGUAAAAAAAUUAGAUGAGGAUCAAGUGUCCCCAAAAGUAGUUACAGGAUUUUUAUUUUACUUGCUUUCGUACGGUUUGGAGGUUUCAGAAAUCGAUGUACAGGCUGUGUACAAAAAAUAUGGUUACUGUGAUCUUUUUAAGACUUUUUUACACUUGGAUAUCAAGAAAAGCAAAUUAAUGAACACUGAUAUACUCCCCAAAAUAAUUUACGACAUUAAUUUAGACUUGGAAACGUUCCUAACAGACCCCCACGAUUUUUCAAUUAAUGCAAUAGAAAAAUUAUUAGAUUAUUAUGCCCACCCAAAAUUGAGACAAUUUUGCAAUAAACUGGGAGUCAAGAAACUUGUAAUAAAAUCAGACAGUUUACCCAAAGUGCCCCUCCUAGUCGAGCUUGCGAGAGACACUUUGCGCAUAUAUUUGAUUAAAAAGUACAGUUUGAAAUACCCCAAACAAUUUUUCACUCUAAUAAAACAUCUUCCAAUUAGUCACAUCCACGAAAAAAUCCUGUCAUUUGAAACAAAAUUGUAUUAUUAAUUUUUUAAAUAAAACCACGAAACUGU
Messenger RNA from Tribolium madens (black flour beetle), 1697 nucleotides. Its product is annotated as putative ankyrin repeat protein RF_0381. The coding region runs from base 100 to 1671 and encodes 523 amino acids. The transcript has 2 exons. The record is from RefSeq and is a predicted model, not a curated record. NCBI's taxonomy places the organism in Eukaryota, Metazoa, Arthropoda, Insecta, Coleoptera, Tenebrionidae. Gene Ontology annotation, molecular function: protein binding.